Molecule: messenger RNA, 2951 nt
Organism: Coturnix japonica (Japanese quail)
Lineage: Eukaryota; Metazoa; Chordata; Aves; Galliformes; Phasianidae
Source: RefSeq, a predicted model, not a curated record
CACAGGUGCUGAGUCAUGGGGAGGGGGUCGGGGGGCUGUGGGGGGGGUGACACUGAGCGCGGCCCCGCUGUCCCCAGGGGGGCUUUCUCGGUGGUCCGGCGCUGCGUCAAGCUGUGCAGCGGCCAUGAGUACGCGGCCAAGAUCAUCAACACCAAGAAGCUGUCGGCCAGAGACCACCAGAAACUGGAGAGGGAGGCGCGGAUCUGCCGGCUGCUGAAGCACUCCAACAUCGGUGAGCGGGGGGGGGGCCUGGGGGGCAACGGGGACGGGUGGUGGGGGGCAGGUCAGGGUUGGGGGUUGCUGUGUCCCCAUAGUGGGGUGGGUCUGGGGGUGGCGGUGCCGCUGACCCCGGGGCUGUUUGCCCGCAGCCACUGCAUCCAGCAGAUCCUGGAAGCCGUCCUGCAUUGCCACCAGAUGGGGGUGGUCCACCGGGACCUCAAGCCAGAGAACCUCCUCCUGGCCAGCAAGUGUAAGGGCGCGGCGGUGAAGCUGGCGGACUUUGGGCUGGCCAUCGAGGUGCAGGGCGAUCAACAGGCCUGGUUCGGCUUCGCCGGCACGCCCGGCUACCUGUCCCCCGAGGUGCUGCGCAAGGAGGCCUACGGCAAACCCGUGGACAUCUGGGCCUGCGGUGUCAUCCUCUACAUCCUGCUGGUUGGGUACCCACCGUUCUGGGAUGAAGACCAGCACCGCCUCUACCAGCAGAUCAAGGCUGGGGCCUACGACUUCCCCUCCCCCGAGUGGGACACCGUCACUCCAGAAGCAAAGAAUCUCAUCAACCAGAUGCUGACAAUAAACCCAGCAAAGCGCAUCACAGCUGACCAGGCUCUCAAACAUCCAUGGGUCUGCCACCGUGCCACCGUGGCCUCAUGCAUGCAUAGGCAGGAGACGGUGGAUUGCCUGAAGAAGUUCAAUGCCCGGAGGAAGCUAAAGGGUGCGAUCCUCACCACCAUGUUGGCCACCCGGAACUUCUCAGUGGGCAGACAGACCACCGCGCCUCCCUCCAUGUCGGCCGCCGCGGCCCCCCUGGGGCUGGUGGAACAAGCAGCUAAGAGCCUGCUCAACAAGAAGGCUGACGGCGUCAAGAUUGCUGAGGGGAGGCUGGGCCCCAGACGAAACAGCACCAAAGGCAUGUUCGCUCUGGCGUGCCAACCAGCCCCAAGCAGGGACCCUCACACCGCCGCAGCGCUGGAGCCUCAAACUACCGUAAUUCAUAACCCCGCGGACGGCAUUAAGGAGUCGUCUGACAGCACCAACACCACCAUCGAGGACGAGGACACCAAAGCCCGCAAGCAGGAGAUCAUUAAGAUCACGGAGCAGCUCAUCGAGGCCGUCAACAACGGGGACUUUGAGGCCUACGCGAAGAUCUGCGACCCGGGGCUGACCUCAUUCGAGCCCGAAGCCCUGGGGAACCUGGUGGAAGGAAUGGAUUUCCACCGGUUCUACUUUGAGAACCUGCUGUCCAAGAACAACAAACCGAUACACACGACCAUCCUGAACCCCCACGUUCACGUCAUCGGGGAGGACGCUGCCUGCAUCGCCUACAUCCGCAUCACUCAGUACGUGGACGCGCAGGGCCGCCCUCGCACCAGCCAGUCGGAGGAGACGCGCGUGUGGCAUCGCCGCGACGGCAAGUGGCAGAACGUCCACUUCCACGGCUCGGGGGCCCCCGUCGCCCCCCUCCAGUGAAGGUGAGGGCGGAUGGGGGGGGUCCCGCCGCCUCCGGACCCCCCCGAGCACCCCCGGCCCCGUCAGCCCGACCCGAGACCCCCCCGCCGAGGCCGAGCCGCCGGCCCGGUGCCGCGGUCCCGGAACACGCGUCCGCAUGCCUUGUGCCCCCAUAUCCCACCCCAUCCAACCCCCCGGACCCUCCUCUGCCCGGUGCCUGUGUUUGCAGAAAAAAAAAAGACAAAAAAAAAAGCCAAAACGACGGAAAACGUUCAAAAAUCGCCUCCCCCCCCCAACCCCCCAAUAACUCCCCAAUAACCCCCCCAACCCAAUUCCCCUCCUGGUUCUUCCUGCCCCGACCACGCUCCCGUUGGCACGGAGGGGCCGCUGGAGCACGCGGACCCCCAUGGUGUCCCCCUCCGUGUGCUGGGCUGGGGGCGCUGCCCGGACCCCCCGGCCGUGCUUGUGGAGUUUCGCUGUUGCUGGUGGUGGAUGUUGUUCUUUGGACUCUGCUUUCGCUCCCUCCCUCCCCGGGUCCCUGUACAUAGAGAGAGCUCUUUAUUUUUGAAUUCCCGCGGGAGCAGCCGGUGCCCCCCCCCCCCCCCCCCUCCCGACCCCCACCCGCUGCUCCCCACCCAUCCCUCUGCCCCACAAGUGUGGGGCGCGCUGAGGGUUGGGGGGCAGGAGUUCAGUCAUUUGGGGGGUGGGGGGGUUCCGGCCCUAAGGGCGGGGAGCGGGCGGGGGGCUCGGGGCUGACCCAGCACCCAGGCAGCGGCGCAAGCACUUUAGACUAAGAGAAGGGGUCUCUUAGGGGGCACAGGCUGCUGCCCCCCCCCGCAUCCGACCCGGCCUCCAGGGGUCACCACUCUUGGGGGGGGAACAUCGCCCCACGCCCCCCCACAUCCCCCCCAACGUCCCCAUCCCGCACCCGUUGUCGCUGGGGCUGUUUGUGGCUGUGGCCGUGGGGCUGGGGGGGGUCGGGGGGUUAUUUUCUGCAUGCCCUUUGCGCGGGAGCACCCUGGAGCGCUAACGCUGUAUGUCGAGGAGCUGAGCUGAGCUGUUUCUGUCCCAUGAAUGCUGGUGGAUCGUUGCCGAAUUUUCUCCCCUCUCCCCUUUUCUCUCGUUCUUUUCCAUCCCUCCCCCCCUCCCCAGCAUUUCCCCCCCCUCCCCCCUCCUCGGACCCCUUUGUCUUUUCUUUCUGAGCCUUGUAAGUGUAAAAGAUGACUCUGAUUUUGUUUUUGUCUCGGAAAAAAAAAAAACUGCAAAUAAAUUAUGAGGAAAAACAA